This is a messenger RNA of Euleptes europaea (tarantolino), 977 nucleotides long. RefSeq names its product calcium homeostasis modulator family member 2 (gene CALHM2). The record is from RefSeq and is a predicted model, not a curated record. The transcript has 2 exons. NCBI's taxonomy places the organism in Eukaryota, Metazoa, Chordata, Lepidosauria, Squamata, Sphaerodactylidae. Gene Ontology annotation, molecular function: monoatomic cation channel activity. Bases 18 to 977 code for a protein of 319 amino acids.
UGGACAAAGAAAACAAGAUGGCUGCUCUCCUCACAGAAAACUUUCGCUUCCUCUCACUGUUCUUCAAGAGCAAAGAUGUGAUGAUUUUCAAUGGCCUGGUUGCCUUGGGCACAGUUGGAAGCCAGGAAAUUUUCUCAGUGGUCGCGUUCCACUGCCCGUGCUCCCCAGCCAGGAACUACAUCUAUGGAUUGGCUGCCAUAGGUGUACCAGCCCUCGCCUUGUUCAUUAUUGGUGUCCUCUGGAACAGCCACACUUGGAACCUGGUAGCUGAGUGUCACAGACGAGGAACCAAGAACUUUUCAGCAGCAGCAACCUGCCUGAUCUUUGGUUCAGUCCUGGGGCGAGCUGCAGUGGCUCCUGUCACGUGGUCGAUGAUCUCCUUGCUUCGUGGAGAGGCCUACGUCUGUGCUAUGAGUGAAUUCAUGGAUCCUACCACCUUGUAUGAAUUUCCCCCUGGCUACGGAGCAGAUAUCAUGGCCAGAUUCCCUUGUGAUGAUCUGCCAGGAAACUUGACGAAAUAUAAGGAUGAAGUUAUAAGGCAAUUAAAAUAUGAGUCUCAGCUUUUUGGGUGGAUGCUCCUUGGUGUAGUUGCUGUUCUAGUGUUCCUCACCAAGUGCUUGAAACAUUGCUGUUCACCCCUCAGCUUCCGGCAGGAGGACUACUGGGAUCAAUACCGCUCCAAUGAGGCCAAACUCUUCCAGCGGACCGCAGAGGUGCACUCUAAAGUCAUGGCUGCCAACAAUGUCAAAAAAUUCUUCGGUUUUGUAUGUUUAGAUAAGGAAGAGAAGGAACUGGUACAGGAGUACCCUGCGGAGGAUGUCCAGCCCAGGCCACAAUGGGAUGCCAUCACUGGGGUCUGUAUCUAUCGGGAGAAUAAAGGCUUCCCUCUCUACAGCCGUCUUCAUAAAUGGGCCAAAGCUGGGACUGGAUGCAACUCCGGUCCUGAUACCCAGGAAACAGUUUUCCUUGCUGCCUAA